AUGGAGGAUCGCAAUAAGAUAUCCCUCCGCAGCGGCAAGAGAAAGAAGAGACCUACUAUCAGCGCGCCUCGUCAGAUCUCUGGUCCAAUUGCUCAAGAUGAUUCCAACAGGCCACAUCUUCCUGGCGUUCCCAGUCCUGGCGACCAAGGCCAGGCUCGACCUCGUCCGCGUCCUCCCCCGAUGGCUGGUGGAAAGACAUCCGAUCUUGUAAAACGACGAUACUCGACACGAUUCAACCAACCUACUGCCGGUCCUAAUGGCGCUGUACCACCAAUGCCGCAGAUGCCCUCGCUCGGCAAUUACGAGUCCAGAGACCCCAGUGCCGCCAUUAGAAAACCUCCCUCGCGUGCGGGCCCUGGAGCCACUCCAGUUGUCGAUAUUAAGGGGCUUCUAGAUGCGAAGUUGAAGCCAGAUCGAUAUGUCCAAGCUGCCCUGAGCGAUGCGACCGAGGAUCAGAUCCGUGAAUUCGAAGACUCGUUGCGCAAGGUCAAAACACGCGUGGGAAUGGAUCUACAACAGAGCGUUAUGCAGAACAGGACACAAUUUAUCAAGAUCAGCAAAGAGGCGGAGAAGCUCAAGAGCGAGAUGAGGAACCUCAAGAACUUCAUGUCGGAGCUCAAGGUCAAUACGACAGCUAUGAGAGCGGCUGCCGCAAAGAACGACGAAACUAUGCCUAGAGAUGUUGCGAGCGCCCCUGGUCUUACCAGCAGACGAGAUAGGCGAACCUCUAUCGCCGACAGAAGCGCAAUGUGGAAUUCGCAAAUGCAAGCCUUGUAUAAGGGAGUGGAAGGGUCGCAAAAGUUCCUCCCUAAUGCGGUGGGACGGCAUGUUGUCCAAGAUGCAGGCCCUUGGAUCGAGCUCGACAACGCUACAUAUAAAUCACGCAGAGCGAUGCAAAUCUUCCUGCUUAACGACCACCUUCUCAUCGCAUCGCGUAAGAAGCGAAAGGCAGAUGCGCCAAGUUCCGACGCACGAGGGCCUAUAAUGAAACUGGUGGCGGAUCGUUGUUGGCCGCUGUUGGAUGUCGAAGUGGUAGACAUGUCAAGCACCGGAGAAUCGUCAAGUAGCGGGCGCAAUAAGCUUGCGGAUGCCAUCAUGGUACGAGGUGUUGGUCAGGAAUCUUUCAUUUAUCGGACGGAGAAACCCCAAGACCCAGAAAAGAAGCAGCUUCUCCUCAACGUGCGCAAAGCUAUAGAAGAGCUUCGCAAGGGUCUCCGAUCGGAGAUGGAGGCCAACAACAAGGCCCGUGAGACGAUUAACUACUUUGCCUCUCGCGACCCUGGUCUUCUUCAAAAGACUGAACUCCUAGCAACGCUGUCGGACAUCAAAGAUAUGCUCAUUGAAGUGGAUGGCAAGCAGCAGAACUUGCGCUGGGUUGAGAGCGAAAUGGAUGAUCUCGACAUUGACGUUGCCAUGCAGAGAUUUGAAGACGCUGUGGUUCGCGUGGAGAAGCUCAAGGCAAUUGCUCGCGGACUGAAGAACCAUGCGAUCGCCCAGGACUUCAUCAACUUCAAGGUGAACGAGCGAUGCUCUAAAUUAGCCGGCAUGAUUGUUCAUGAGCUUGAAUUGACACACGACAACAACAUAAAGACAAGACGCAAUGUCAGCUGGUUGACGAGGCUGGGCUUUGAAGACAGUGCCCGUGAAUCGUACCUAGCAGCAAGAAGUGGAACCAUUCAUAAACGAGCCAGGCAAUGCAUUUUCCAAGGAGAUUUGCAUCUAUACAUCUGGGAGCUCUCGUUUGUGUACUUUAUGGUCAUCCACAACACAGUGCAGUGCUUCCAGUCCUGCUUCCCACCGCCCAUGAUGAGUGUAUGCGUCAAAUGGGCCAAAGAAGAGGUCGACGCGUUUAACGUUAUCCUGGCACGCCAACUUAGUAGCACGGAGCCUGGAGGACAGGUCUGGACGCAGUGCAUGGAGAGAGCAAAGGAACAUUCCAAGUUCUUAUCUGAAGUUGGCCUCGACUUUGAGAACUUGGUCGGUAAAGAUCUAAUGAACUUUGAACCGGUCGAGCAGGAAGCUUCUGUCGGACUGGGGCUGUCAUAA
Fusarium sp. VM40 is the source of this 2046-nucleotide messenger RNA. The record is from the annotation of a GenBank genome assembly. Lineage: Eukaryota; Fungi; Ascomycota; Sordariomycetes; Hypocreales; Nectriaceae.